Messenger RNA from Cheilinus undulatus (humphead wrasse), 1861 nucleotides. RefSeq names its product heparan sulfate (glucosamine) 3-O-sulfotransferase 1 (gene hs3st1). NCBI's taxonomy places the organism in Eukaryota, Metazoa, Chordata, Actinopteri, Labriformes, Labridae. The transcript has 2 exons. The record is from RefSeq and is a predicted model, not a curated record. Gene Ontology annotation, molecular function: [heparan sulfate]-glucosamine 3-sulfotransferase activity. Bases 353 to 1273 code for a protein of 306 amino acids.
CUCGAGCAGCACAGCUCAGAGGAGGCGCCUCCGUGGAGCAGGAGCCACCGGACGGAGGCGAAAACCUUUACGCGGAUAAACAGGCACGAGCGCGGAGCGGACCUGGAUCACACUGUGGAUGAUUGGGAAGUACGGGUGCUGCGAGGAAGGACUCCAAAGCUGCGCGAGAUGACAUCUUUACCGAGUGGAGGAGCAUAGUGAAAAAGUCACCGCUGCUGGCAGAGAAGAGGACUGCGUUUCCUUUGCCUUUUCUUCACUCGGACCCUCGUCUUCAGGCAGCUGCUCUUUCAAUGUGGGAUACAGUCUUCUUGCUCUCGCCAGGCUGAAAUCCUCCAGGGUCAGGACCUCCCUCAUGGCAGCCUUGCUCCUCGGGCUGCUGCUUUUUGCAAUCCAGUCCCCCCCCAUCCCCUCCAGGCCCGCUGUGGCAGACGAGGGGCCACCUCCAUCUCCCACCUCACCCCCUGCUGACAAUGGCACCACCAGCCACCCAAACGGAACCUUGAGACAGCUCCCCCAGAUUAUAAUUAUCGGCGUGAGGAAGGGGGGGACGCGGGCUCUGAUAGAGAUGCUCAGCCUGCACAGCGCGGUGGCGGCAGCGCAGAACGAGGUGCACUUCUUUGACUGGGAGAGUCACUUUCAGAAGGGCUUGCCGUGGUACCUCAGCCAGAUGCCGUAUGCCUUCCCCGACCAGCUGACGGUGGAGAAGACCCCUGCCUACUUCACCUCCAGUAAAGUCCCCAAACGCAUCCACGAGAUGAACCCAGACAUUAAGCUGCUGCUCAUCCUCAGAGACCCCACGGAGAGGGUUCUGUCGGACUACACGCAGGUCUUUUACAACCGCCUGCAGAAGCACAAACGCUACCAGCCCAUCGAGUCGGUCCUGGUGAAGGACGGGGAGAUCAACCUGGGAUACAAGGCUCUCAACCGCAGCCUGUAUUACAUUCACAUGCAGAACUGGCUGAAAUACUUCCCCAUGAGGAGCAUCCACGUGGUGGAUGGGGACGAGCUCAUCAGGGACCCCCUCCCGGAGAUGAAAAAGGUGGAGAGAUUCCUGAAGCUGGAGCCUCAGAUCAACGCUUCGAACUUUUACUUCAAUAAAACGAAAGGAUUCUACUGUUUGAGGGACCACGGGAGAGAGAGGUGUUUACAUGAUUCAAAGGGGCGGGCUCACCCUCACGUGGCCCCCGCCAUCCUGCAGAAGCUCUACCAGUUCUUUCACGAACCAAACAGGAAGUUCUUUGAGCUGGUGGGUCGAACAUUUAACUGGAAUUGACCCUAGUUUGGUGUAGUCUCACUGGGGGCUUCUCUACCUUUACUCACUAAUGAUGUAGAUAAAAUAAAGCUAAUGUAAAUGGAAUCUAAAUCUAUUUUUGUACUAGUACUUUUGUUACAUGAGCCAAAUAUCAGGGCAGACUACAGCUCAUGACAUGCAGUCAGUGCACGUCUUCUGUUCCUCGUCAGACAUGCAUCUUUUUGUCUUUCUGGACUGUUAGGAGCGCUCACACUCGCCUCAUCAAAGCUUAUUAAAACAUUAAAGACAUGCAGACUGUGCCAGUUAUCGUGUUGCAUAAAGAGGAACACCAGGCGGUUUUAUACUGUCAUGCCUUCAUGUCUCACUUCAUGUAUUAUCACAUUAUUAACGUCCAACUGCUUCUAGAGCUCUGAAGGACCUAUUACCUGCUGCUAUGAUUUUCUCAGUCACUUUCAGGCACAAACCGCCUGCAUAUUGUCCUUUUUGUGUGACUCAGCCAGUUAUAUAAAAGCUCCGUGCUCACACACUUGCUGAUCAUUACAGUGGACUGUAAAUAGAUUUUUUUAAGGUGAAAAAUUAACACCAUAAUAAAGAUGUAUUUUAUUUUUA